This is a messenger RNA of Sipha flava (yellow sugarcane aphid), 648 nucleotides long. RefSeq lists its product as uncharacterized. Bases 47 to 355 code for a protein of 102 amino acids. NCBI's taxonomy places the organism in Eukaryota, Metazoa, Arthropoda, Insecta, Hemiptera, Aphididae. The record is from RefSeq and is a predicted model, not a curated record. The transcript has 3 exons.
AUGAUGCAAGUGAAGAGCUUCCUUGGGAUAACUUUGCAUCUAAUCCAUGACACCAAACUUGAAUCAAGAACUAAACCAAAGUCAUACUGCAGAGUACAUAGGAAGGAUUUUGGUUAACACAUUGGCUGACUGGGGAUUGAAAAAAACCAAUGUUGUUGCGGUUGUUACUGAUAGUGGUGCUAAUAUAAAAAAAGCUAUUAUAGACCAGUACACAGCCGAUAAACAUGUACCUUGUGUUGCUCACACAAUGUAUCUAGUAGUUGUAAAAGGAAUUGAGAAAACACAAGAAAUUGACAAAGAAACCAAAGUUAAAUCUGGUGGUGUUCCAGUCUUGGUAUCCAAAGUUAGAGAAUAGUCAAAUUUGUAAAGAGAAGCUCAAAAGUUAGUGACUUAUUGAGAAAGUAUCAAAAUAUUGAAGGUAAGAAAGAGGGCAGUAUUUAAAACUCAUUUUAGACAUCAGAACACGAUGGAAUAGUAUGUAUUACAUGAUUGAAAGAUUUUUAAAACUAACCAACAACAUAUCACAAAUGCUUCUCACUCUUAAUGGUAAAGAUAUACCAGAAAUGAUAUCUGGCCAUGAUAUAAGAUGUCUACAUGAGAUUUGUUUAUUGCUGAGACCAUUUGAAGUACUUACUAAAGAACUUUCCA